AUACAAGAUUCUAAAAAAAACUGAAAAGCGAUGAAAAAUCUGAGUGGGCCUUUGUUGCACUUGCCGCAGCUGUACUAAAAAAAGUGAGGCUACCACUCCACUACAAUAAUAUAAGAUUCCCCGUUAAAAAGGACCGAAAUGAGCAACCUCAUCAUCACUUUCUUUCACUCACUUGUAGUCGUCUUGAAAGUGUGUUGAGAGAGCGUGGAGUUUCUCCAACUUCUCCGCCGCCUCUUAUCCGCUUCUUUACCCCUUUAAAAUUAUUUUUAUAAAAUGGGGGUUGAAGCUAAGGUUGAAGCAGACCCUAUUUUGAAUGGAAAUUCGAUUGAAAUUGGUAAUUUUCCAGUGGUUUUGGGUCUUCAACCCUCUGCUCUUGUUGAUCAUGUUGCCAGGGUUGAUUGGUCUUUGCUCAAUCAUUGUUCCGGUGAAAUGGGUGGCUCUAUUCCGGUUGCUUUUGCGGAUGUAGAACGCAUACUUACUGAGGUCAAAACCCAUAUAUCCCUAACCCAAGAUGACUUAUCUCCUAUGAAGACCCUUGGUGGUGGUAGUGUAGCGAAUACGAUUCGAGGUUUGUCUGCGUGCUUCGGUGUGGCUUCCGGUCUUGUUGGUGCUUGUGGUGAUGAUGAAGAAGGGCAGUUGUUUAUGCAUAACAUGAAUUCUAAAGAUGUUGAUCUGUCAAGAUUGAGAACAAAGAAGGGAGCCACUGCCCAAUGUGUCUGUUUGGUUGAUGCAGUUGGAAAUCGCACGAUGCGACCAUGCCUUUCUGAGGCUGUUAGACUUAAGGCUGAUGAGUUGAUUGAAGAUAACUUCAGAGGAUCCAAGUGGUUGGUUAUGAGAUUUGCAGCGAUUAAUUUGGAACUUAUACAUGCUGCUGUUAAGAUAGCAAAACGGGAUGGGCUUCUUGUCUCCUUGGACUUAGCCAGUUUUGAGAUGGUGCGAAGCCAUAAGUCAGCUUUGAUAGAACUGCUUGAGUCUGGAGAUAUUGAUCUUUGCUUUGCCAAUGAAGAUGAAGCAAUGGAGGUUCUGAGGGGCAAGCAAGAUACAAGUCCUGAAGUUGCUCUUGAUUAUCUGGCCACACAUUGCCAAUGGGCUGUUGUAACGCUUGGCUCUAAGGGUUGCAUUGCUAAGCAUGGGAAGGAGGUCUGUUGGGUCUACUCAGAUAGAAUGACAGUGAAAAUCUCAGCCAUAGGGGAAGCACAUCAAUGCGAUACCACAGGAGCCGGUGAUCUCUUUGCCAGUGGGUUCAUAUAUGGCUUGAUAAAGGGUCUAUCCCUAGGAGAUUGCUGCAAAGUGGGUUCUUGUAGCGGUGGGUCUGUCAUUCGUUCACUUGGGGGUGAGGUAACUCCAGACAACCGUCAAUGGAUGUACAAGCAGAUGCAAAUCAAGGACCUUCCCGUUCCCAAAGUCUACGUAUGAUGCUUUCUAUUAGUCAUGUCAGCUCGCUCCCAUUGGGAAGUAACACGUGAAGAGGUAACAUACUGUGAGUCUUAGUGUCUUACAGAUCCUAUGUUGAAUCAGCAAAUUACACCCCUUCUAAUGAUUACUUAGAUUAGCGCUUAUAAGACCGAGGCCAAUUCUGUGAUAUUGUAAACUCUGAUCCUGAUUAUGAGAGUAAAAGUUGUCGAUUCAAUGCAAGCAUUAUUCCUUUGGUAGCUGGGGCAAAAGAUUCACCCAUUAAUAAAUGAAAAUUUUCCAUU
Molecule: messenger RNA, 1697 nt
Organism: Chenopodium quinoa (quinoa)
Lineage: Eukaryota; Viridiplantae; Streptophyta; Magnoliopsida; Caryophyllales; Amaranthaceae
Exons: 8
Coding region: 274-1416 (380 amino acids)
Molecular function (GO): kinase activity
Source: RefSeq, a predicted model, not a curated record